Molecule: messenger RNA, 1495 nt
Organism: Punica granatum (pomegranate)
Lineage: Eukaryota; Viridiplantae; Streptophyta; Magnoliopsida; Myrtales; Lythraceae
Source: RefSeq, a predicted model, not a curated record
UUCUCGCCGUUCUCUCUCUGGUCCUUUUUCUUUCCGUGCCCCGCCCGUUACGCACUGUUCUCGUCAGUCGCCAUCCGUCUCGAACUGUUAUAACCGCAGAGAUCGGACGGAAUCCGACUGUUCCGUCCCCGGAGAAAUCCCGUCGGCACCGAGUGUGGUCGUAGCUCCCAGCAGUCUUUCUCGAUCGACGCCCGCGAGCGGCGAGCUGUGGUGGCAGGCGAUGGAACGGAAUGGAUGGAGCUUGGGGGGGUUGAUUAUAUUGACGUGCUUGCUGGUUGCGGUUGGAGCGCGAGAACUUAGGGUGAAGCACCUUGACCUGGAUCAUAAAGCAGCUUAUAAUCACACCCUUGCCACUAUAUUGGUGCAGUAUGCUUCUGCUGUUUACAUAUCAGAUAUGACAGAACUCUUUAGUUGGACAUGUUCACGAUGUGAUGGUUUGACUGAGGGGUUUGAAAUUAUAGAGCUGAUUGUUGAUGUAGAGCAUUGCCUACAGGCGUAUGUUGGGGUAGCUAAGGAUCUCAAUUCUGUCGUAAUAGCCUUUAGAGGAACUCAGGAACAUAGCAUACAGAACUGGAUUCAAGAUCUGUACUGGAAACAGCUUGAUAUAAAUUACCCCGGCAUGCCUGAUGCUAUGGUGCAUCAUGGAUUUUAUUCUGCUUAUCACAACACAACUAUUCGGCCUUGUGUUUUAAAUGCUGUUAAAACAGCUCAGGAGAUGUAUGGUGACCUCAACAUCAUGGUGACAGGCCAUUCAAUGGGAGGAGCUAUGGCAGCCUUCUGCGGACUCGAUCUAAUGGUCAAUCAUGAAGCUAAGUCUGUACAAGUUAUGACAUUUGGACAACCUCGUAUCGGCAAUGCAGUGUUUGCAUCUUAUUAUAGUGAACUUUUACCAAACGCCAUUCGCGUUACAAAUGAUCAUGAUAUUGUCCCUCAUCUGCCACCAUAUUAUUCUUGUUUCCCACAAAAGACGUACCACCACUUCCCAAGAGAGGUGUGGCUGCAUAAUGUUGGGCUAGAAAGUUUGAUUUAUCCUGAUGAGAAAAUUUGUGAUGGUUCUGGAGAAGAUCCUUCAUGUAGCCGGUCGGUGGCUGGGAACAGCAUAGCAGACCAUUUAGUGUAUUAUGGUGUUAAGUUAGGUGGCGAGACGUGGGGCUCUUGCAAAAUCGUAAUGGACCAACGUUUAGCUCAAUUUGGGAUUCAGGAUCUCCAAGGGAAUUUUGUCUUGUCGACUUCUUCAACCCUCAAGCCAAGCUCUGAAACCGGGAAGAGUUCGAUUUAGGGUUUCAUUUGUUUACUUGUACCUCUCCUGCAAGGUCAGUGGGAAGGUCUCCUCUGGAGCUCUACUUCAAUGGAAGUGUAAAUUUUAUAAGCCUUAGGAAAAGUGCGAGACGAUUGCAUUGACUCGGGCUUUGACUUGGAAUGAGGAUGUACAUAUGACAUUGGAUUAUCGUUGUAAAUAUGGUAAAUAAUAAAUACUUCACUUAUUUGAAAUUUC